AAGUAACGUCGCGCAUGCGUUCCACGAGCCGGGAAAAUGGCGGUUACCAUGAAUUGAAAAGUGUGAAUUGGAAAUUUACGUGUGAAUUAUUUCAUGAGGUGACAAUGAGACCUGGUGUUGAGCCACAUCAUGUCUCUGACAUGAAACCAUUUCUACCAUCAACAUUAGCAUGUUUGGAGGAUCAGCCUGCUGGUGCUUUCUCAGGAGUUUUCAAAGAUGGCAAGUCUGGCUGGAUUGUUAGAGGGAGUCUUCUUGAAGUGGUUGAUAUAUCUACAAGUAAACGUUGUGCAGCAUGGCAGUUUGGUCGUAUCCUUAGUGAUGAACACACCAAUGUUACAUGUGUGGAGGAGUUUAGAUCCGGACAGACACGAAAGCUGCUUGUAGGCGUGUGUAAUGCUUCACCUAUUGGCCUCAUUUGUGUGUUUGAUGUUGCAUUGUCAAAAGUGAUCAAAGCUGUGGAGAUACCACACCCUGUUACAGAGGUGGAGGUGGUGUCUAAUUUAACAGGGAAUCUUGUACCAAGUUGGGCACUCAGUGAACAUCUCCGGUAUUUCUGUGGUCUUGUAGCUGUAGGCACAAACACAGGACAAGUCUACCUUGUUGACAUGUGUACUGAUGACAGUGAAUUUUUCUCUGACGAAGAAGUGCCGAGUAAACUACAUUUUAUAUCACCACGUAUCCGAGACAUAGAGAAUCAGAGGUUUCACUGCAUGUCACAGGGUCUUCAUCUAGCUAUGAUGUUAAAUGAUAACAUGAUCAGCAGAAAUGGGUUUGAGUACCAGAAACCUGAUGGACUGGUUAUGAAAACAUUCCAUACAGACUGUGUCACAGUCACCUGUCUCAAAUACAUUCCACAGACUGGUAUACUGGUUGUAGGGUUUAGUUUUGGUUGCUACCAGCUGUGGAAACUUAAUAUACCAGUCCUAGAAUACAGCAGCAGACUAGAGCCAGACCCCAUGCCUGUUACUCAUAUAACUUAUCAGGAACCAGAAAAUGAUCCCAAAAAUUUCUGUUAUAUCUGGAUUGCCAGAGGUCAAAAGGAGUCGGAGGAUCAAGGUUUGGAUUCAGUCAGCAGUAUUUCAAUGUAUCAGUUGGCAUUUAAUCAGAAAACAUUUUAUAGUAACUAUGGUGUUUACUAUGAAGAACUGACAUCUGUGUGUUUACGAUUAGAUCAUGAACUGACCUCGAAACUCGUUCAGUUUGGUACGAAUUACGACGGUGGAAGUCGUGUAGUGUCGUGUUAUACUCUGUCAGAUCCUCGUUAUCAACCGCCAGCUAAAUUAGAUGACAAUGAAUCAUUUGAAGAGAGUAGUCAUGGGCCUGACCUAAGUCUUUGUGUGUUUGUGUGGGAGGCCACAGAGGGAAAUCUGUCAACAAAAGUUGGACGACAUUUAGCUAUAUUUGACAUUAACAGGUGGUACCAUGCUCAGAUGCCUUCAUCUAUCAGAUUUGUCCAUGGAUCAACAGACAUGUGUGCAUAUUUUUGUUCGUGCCGACUAGACCUGGCAGCAGAGAAAGCAGGAAAUGAUAGUUUGUUGAUGGUACAUGUAAGUACAGACAGACUGAGGAAAUUCACCAACAACUCCCCAGUACCACCAGAUCAGUACUUUUAUCCCUCAUCAUUAGCUUUCAAUGCCUCUUUGAUAUUUGAAAGUGGAAUAGUAAAUGCAGAAUUUCUUGGUUCCCAGCGUGAGGUUUUGGCUAGCAUGGAAUCCAAGGGACCAGCAAUCCUUAUGCAGCCUCUUGAUCUUUAUAACUUAUGUGUACAUGUAGGAUUAUUACCUAGACCAGUGGAUAUAGUGUCAAGUAAUCCAAAUACGGUUGUAAAAAGAGAAUUACUUCUAGGAUUGGCAUUGGAGUACAAUAUGAUCAGCUUUCUAAAGAGUUGUAUAACAACCUGGGCAGGUGGAGAAUAUGAGAAUCAUGGAUGUACGUUAAAGUUUCUUCUAGACUGGGCGUGGGAGAUGGUUUCCAGUACCAAACACAAGAUUGAUUCUACAUGUGUUAUACUGUAUAACUACUCGGGACUGAAUUUAGAUCAGCGUUCCAUGCAGACUUUGAUACUCUGUAAUCAGCGUCUAUCUCACCUUGUCACUCUGUUUAAAACAUUCCAAACACAGACUGGACCUAUCACAGAACAAGGUGAGGCUGAGUUAGAAAGUAAGGUACUGGUAUCCAGUUUAUUGUCACAUCAUUUAAGUGUGGUACUGUGGUUUGUAGGAGCCGGACUUCUACCUGAGGGUGAUGACACCGAGGUAAGUCUUGGUGGAUUGUAUUGUUACCCAGCAACUAGUCUGAUGACAGCAUACAAGAACAGGAGAACUGAGCUUCAGAAUAUACACAGUGAUGUAGAUGAGACUAACAUGUUAAUGAUUGACGGACUGGUGGAGACAAUGGGAGUACAGGAGAUGUGGGAGAGAGAAGGUGGUACUGGGCUGUACCCUCCACCUAGCAUACAUGCACUGUUAUCAUCAUACCUUCUGGAGAACUGUGAUAUGCUGUCGAAACAAUGUCUAGUUCUAUACCUACUUCUAGAUCUGGUAUCUGUCGACAGCUCAGAUGAAAAUGAAACUUUCUCUGAGAAAGUCAGUGGCUUUGCUCGUAGAUUCAACCUUCCUCAAACUCUGGUGAAAUUAAUGCAGGCAUUCUGGUUGCUUGAUCACAGGGAUUUUGAGGAAGCAUUAAGUUUAAUGUUAGAUCCAAUGGUGAGAGCUGAAUUUGCUAGAUGGCAGCAUAAGCGGAUUAUUAAAGCGUUAUUGUACCAAGGUGAUGCCAAGAUGGCUCUCAGGUACAUCACAAGUGUACAGCCUGCUCUCACCACACCGGAAGAGGUGAAACUGAAACUCACAGUACUACUGGCUAAUGAAUUAACUGCGGAGGCUUUGACAUAUCAGAGAGUUUGUAGAGACAAGAACAACAUGAAUGAUUUACUAUCACAUCUCUUCCUCGGAUGCCAACAAACAAAGACUCUAGGUCGGUUGCUACAGUUACCAUUGAGCAACGAGGAGGAGACAAUUCUGGUAGACUAUCUGCUGGCCAGUUCGGAGCCUCAUUCACAAGAGUUACUGGUCAUGCAUUACCUACAGAGGGCGAGAUUUGUUGAGGCUAUACAGUUGAAUGAGAAACUAAAACAUUCUAUAAUGACAGAGGCCAAUGCCAAGGCGCGGGAGCGGGCAGCUGCACGUAAUGCCAUUGUUGAUAGCUAUGCCAGCCUCCUACCUCUAGUACAACGACGAUUGAUGCUGGAACAACUGCAUGUACCAAAGAAAAAUAUACAGUGGAGACGAGAAGUACGACGUCCCACCCCACUGUCAACAAAAGUCACAAAGAACAAAGCUCGAGCGAUGUCCCAGUCAGCUUUUAUCAUGACUAUCAUGGAGAAAUUGGAUGAAAUCGAGACAGAACAACCACAGAAUGAAGCACUGGACAGAUCUGUAGGGCCAUUUAUCUGUACCCCUGUCACCCCUGCCAGGAGGUCUUUACGGGACACACCAGCUACAUUGUAUCCUGAAUCAGCUGGUAAUGUUAGUGGCAGUGCUGGACUAGUACUGAAUAAAUCACUCAAUGUGUUUAGCUGUGAUACCCCUACUAGAGCAGAUAAUAGGGGAAGUAGAUUUUUCUCAGCAAGUUGUAUGUCGAUGUUACAGACACCAUCAGUGAAGAGAGUGACACCAAAGAAACAGAGGAUGUCAACAAACAGUGCAGUCACCCCGCAAUCUAUUCUUAAAGUCCGUAAUAUGAUAGCUACAACCUCACCAAGUCCACAUAGUUCCAAUGUCACACCGAAUUCACAAGAACUUGAAGGAAGCGCUAAGAAGGUACCAAGGAAGCUUGGAUAUGGUGCUGGCACCACACCUUUGUCCAGUAUACCUCGCCAUAUAGCAGGGGAUAGAAGUCUAUCAAAGUCACAGCCGUCUUCCCCAAAGUCAGUUUCUUUCUUGGAGCCCUCGUCAGCAGAGACGUCGUCCCCGGUCACACCUAUACAAAGCCGUCUGUCACAGCCAACAACUCCCAAAUCUGUCUCAUUCAUGGACAAGUCAGCUUCUAAACUACAGCCAAUGUCUACUCCUAAACAACUCCGAUUUUCAUUAAAAGAAACCUCGAUAUUACUGGGAUCAUCCAAACAAAGUUCACCGAAAUCACCAACACAAUCUAGUCCAAGAUCUAUCAGAGACAGGAGCCCUACUCCAGAAAGCAGUGAAAAGUCUCCCAAAUUUUCUGAAAAUCUUGAUCAGUUACACAGAAGGCCUCUCCAUUCGCCACCAAAAGACCAGUCAGAAGCUGAGGUUCAUUCAGCAGAAGAAGAUGGAUCACAAGUUAAUAAAGUUGACAUACAAACUGAUAUGGUUGAUUAUGUGGUAUCAAACUUGGAACAGUCUGACGAGAAUAUCAGUGAUGAGGAAGUUGAAGAAAUGGAUGAGAGUUACACAUCAGGUAUUGCCUCAUCUGUGUCCGGAGACAUUUCAAUCUCUUCUGUAGCAACAGUGAGAGAAGUGAUUGCUUCACAACAGUCUCCAGAAUCUGUUAGUCCUUCAAAAUCUCCAACAAAACUUCCAUCUUCACCUACAGUCAAAGUCUCCAAAUCACCAGUUUCUAAAUUCACUUCUUCUGAGCCUGCUCAGUCAGAAAUAACAUCCACUGAGCAUGCCCAGACUGGGUCUCAGGAAGAAAAUGAUUUUGACAAAACUGGUUCACAGAAUGUUCAUAUUGACUUAACAGAGGAAGAUGAAAUGGAGGUAGACCAGUCAGAAAAAGUUGAAGACAAAAUGGAUGUCAUAGAUGUAAAGAAAACUACAGAAAUAUUUGAACAGUAUGAGGAGAUUAAUGCUCCAGCUGAGAUUGAAGAAAUGGAGACUGUGGAGACUGUAUCUUCCAGUGCUGAUGAAGCAUCAUUAGCUAAUCAGUCUAUCAAACAGGAAGUUGAGGAAGAAUUUAGUGUACCUCCUGAACCAGUCCGUCAUUUGGAACCACCACUAGCACCUAAAAGUGACAGUGAAGACCAGAUUUCACCUGUGCCUUCAGAAAACGAAACAUCUCCACUUCGGCUUACAAGUCCAGUUGUCAAGACAAAAGAUUCACCCCCUGAUUCUGAUUAUGGGUUACAGUCACAUUCAACUGCGAGUGAUACCAUAAUACAUCCUUCAUCCACAUUAAUAGAUAACAUAAUGACAAUGAUAAAUGAUAAGUUUGGCGAGUCACCAGUUCUUGAAGAAGAAGAUGUGCAGUUAAGAGCCAAGGUCGAAUCUGAAGAUGUAAAAGAACAAAGGAAGGCAACAAGAACAAGACGUAAAUUUGAUUUGUCUCCUGUUAAAAUUGAACAGGAACCUGUUACUCCCACUCGCAGAACAAGGCAAAAAGAUUCUGAGGUCAUUGCCCCUCCCACAGGACAAGUAACUCCAACACGCUCCACACGCAGGACUAAGAAAAUAGGCAGUGAUGAAGAGGAAGAAGCCCAAGAAGUUUUAACACCAAGGCGUUCUACGAGAAGUAGACAGAAAAAAGAGUCUGAGUCUUCUCCACAUUCUCAAGCAGAAGCUUCAACUCCAACUAGAUCCUCGCGUAGGCUUGGUAAAAAGGAAAAAUCAACACCAACACGAGAUCUUAAACAGGAAUCAGUAACACCAACAAGGUCUUCCAAUAGGUCUAAUGUGAAAAAGGAAGUGAAACCUGAGAAACUGGAAAUUGUGUCUGCGAUUUCACCAAAGCCGUUUAGUCCAAAUGCAAAAGAAGCGAUACAAGAGUCUCUGCUACAGAUCUCAGCAGAGAUGAAGGCACGAAUGGAAUCACCAGAAAAUAAGAUGACUCAAAUUAAAGAUAAACCUGUAGCCUCACCACCUAGGACACCAACACGGUCUAGGAAGAAAGUACAGGAUGAGUUUACCCCACCUAGAAUGUCGACUAGAACAGGCAGUAGGAGUGAAGUCAGUGAUAAUGAUGAAAAUGUUCCUGGAACAUCAGGAAUAGGUGUAAUGGAUACUGGUGCUUCACCUGCAAAGAAAUCAAAGAAAGCUACAACACCUAGACGAGGUCAAAAGAAAGCUGAAGACGUGGAACGUCAAAAUGAAAAUAAGAAUGACAAUAGAUCAGAUUCUCAUUCAGCUGACAUUGAGGAUGUUAAAAGUGCUCAAAUUAAAAAAACACCUACAAGAGGGCGGCGGAAAAAGGAAGAUCCCUUUAUUGAAAUCACUUCAACAGUGGAACCGAAAACACCACCAAGAAAUGAAAGAAAGAAUGAUGAAAAUAUGGAUGAAUCAAGAAGAGAUAGUUUUGGAAGAUCAGAAAUUCCAGAAGUGUUUGAAGAUAUUGAAAAUGUAGAAAAUACACCUACCAGGAGACAAACAUUAUCACGUUCUUGUAAAAAAAGUGUUUCAAAUGAUGAUGUUAUUAAAACUCCUACACGGAGACAAAGUUUAGGUCGUGAAGGAAAUGAGAAUGAAAACAAUAGUAGAACUCCAACUCGAAGGAGAAGUAUUGGUCGUGAAACUAAAAUUGAUGAAGAAAUUAAGGAAGAUAAGGUUACAGCUCGUAGACAAAGUUUAGGACGUGAUUUUAAGUUAAGUGAAGAGACUUUAAGCAAUAAAAUGACUACUCGUCGUCAAAGUUUGGGUAGAGAAACGGAGACUUUUGAUGAAAUUAAUGUAAAGACUCCAACUCGUAGACAGAGUUUAGGUCGUAGUGAUAACUUAAAAAAAGAAGAAAAAUUACCUGAAGAAGACAAUAAAAGUGAUUUAAAAUCAGAAAAUAUAGAGCCAUUGACUCCUUCAAGGAGAGGACGACCAAAAAAGAAAACAGAAGAAUCAAAAAAUGAAACUGAAAAUCAGGAUGUAGUGAAAACACCUUCUAGAAGAGGGAAAGGGAAAAAAGCGCUGCAAGAUGUAGCCAAAGAAAUUAAAGACACUAAACAAGAGGACUCUGGUAAUGAAAAAUUUGUAGAGAGUAAAAAAGGGAACCAGGAUGAGGAAGGUUCCCCGGCAUCUCAUACAAGAAGUCACGAUGUCAGUAAGAAGAAGGGAGAUCAUUCUACUUUGCCAGAUGUAUUUGAUAUACAGAACAACAGUUUUCAGUUCUCUGAUCCAAUGCAAGUGGAUUCAGCAGAUUCAGCUGUAGCAAAGUCAUUUACCCCUGUGAAAUCAUUCAUCUUCUCUCCACCCAUCACACAUACACGAUCAGUGAUACAGAAGGAGGACAUUGAGGCCAGUCAAACUGAGGCCGGGAUACUGCUACCACCAGGACGACCAUCAUCUAUAAAACAAGUCAGUGACGACCUAGAAUCUAAACCAGAGAAAAAGUCAAAAAGAAAAACUAAAAGGUUAUACAAGGAGCGGGAAGAAAUUUUAUUAAUCAGUCCUAUCACAGGGGAGCAGGGCGGAGACUCUGGUGAGGAGGGGCGGGGCAUCAUGACACGUUCUACGCGAGCAGCAUCAAAAAAAGUUCAGACAAAGAAAGAUGGAACAAAGUUGCUCUUACAAUCACUUCCUGGUGUAGGUCGUAAAACAAGAACCAGUCAUAGACUGGGUCCUCUUGGACAGAAAAAGUCUGAAAAAUGAAUAAAUAUACCAGGUGUACAAGUGUAAAAAUUUAUUGAAUUUUCAGUGAAAUUAUUAAAAAUAAAUGGUUUAUAAAUUAUAUUUUUCAAAUAUUCUUUAAAAAAUAGACUGAAUAUGGUACGACAUUAGAUAAUUAUAUUUAAGUAUAUCUGACUCGCUGCAUACCAAUUUACAGAACAGUUCCGUAUGAUUUAUUGCCAAAAAUGUGUUCAAAGAAUACUAGGUAGUUAUAAUUGAUAUGAAUGAUAUAGAUAGGAAAGGAAGUAUAACUGUGAGCAAAUUAUGUGUUUAAAGUCUUUAAAAAGGAUUUCCAAGUUAAAUUGUUUUGUCUUAUAUAUACAAGCUGUAUGCCUCCAGAUGAAUAAACAAAAUAUAUAAAAAAUCUUGAAAAAAUAUAAAAAACAAUGUGUGAAUAUCCAAGAAAAUGAAAUGAUCCAUAUUUUAUGCAUGGUAAGAUGGUAAUUAACUUAAUCACUAUAUUACUAGCCAAGUACAAAUGGUACAAUGAUUAAAUCUGCAUAUUUGGGAUAUGUUAAUUAUUAUGGGUAAUUUGUAUAAAUAAAAAGUGCCUUUAUCACUUAAUAUGUAUACUUUGACACUUCUUAUAUAAAUUCAGACAAUUUUUGAUUUUUCAUAAAGGCCCAUUAUUCUCCAGAAAUGCUUUUACUUUCAUUUCUCAAAAGCUUUCAAUUUUUUGUGUCCUGUUAUAGUUUCCAAAAAGAUAUUCAUUAACCAAAUUCCAAUUAUCACAUUCAUCUUCUGCUUCUGUUGCAUUUCAACAAUUAAUGAAAAUAUAGUGAUAAAGUAUUUGAAUGGAAGUCAAAAUACUGAUUUGUUUACAUUGCACUACUUUAAUAACAAAUAAUUUCACAUUCAACGUUACUUUCUUCAGAUGUUAAGCAUAUAAAAUUCUCUCAAAAAUUAUUCAAAACGUUAAAAAAUAAAUGUUUUCCUUUUCUUAAGAAUGAAACAUUACCCGGUAGUUUAUUUCUGAGGCAUAAUGUGCAUAAGUUACAGGAAUCAGGAGGCAUGUGGUUUGUAUUGUACUACAUGUAUGAAUAUAUAAACCUUGAAUUGAGCUUAUUUACAUAAUAUUUCGGGUAUAAUAUAUGGAAAAAAAACUGUUCAUGAACUCUUCUAUCUUAUUGAGAGUCGGAAUAUAGUUAUUUAGGGAAAAGGAUAAACAGUAAAAAAAAUCAAUACCCUUACAUGAUACAGUCAUAGAGCAUGCAUGAAUUUGUCCUUUUUUUGAUAUGAUUGUUCCAUUACAAAAUCUCUUAUUAUAAGUAGGUUUAAUUUUUUAAGCAAAUGGAUAUACUACUGUAAAAAUUGUCCCCUGUUUUACACAAGCUAUGAAUUGUUCUAAUGUAAUUGAUAACAGAAAUUGUAUAUAACCAGUUUGUUAAAUUAUCAAAUACAAUUUCAUAUCAGAAAACUGAAUGACAGGCCGUAUAUAGCUGUACACUGCCAUGUCAUAAAUUAUAUAGUGACGGUCUAAGGGCUUGGUUUGUAUUUCCUGCUUAAUGACAUAUGAGCAGAGCCACAAAGUUUUUGCAACAAGCCAUGGAAUAUUGCAUUACAUUCUUUCUAUUAUACAUUAUUAUAUACUUGACUUUUUUUUCACUAGGGUGCUCAUGUCAAGUAUUUUUUGUAAAGAAAAAAUAUGUAUUGUUCUAGAAAUAUUGUUAAUUAUCAUGAUUCACUUUUGGAAAUAAAUUUUGUGUAUAUUGCUUAAA
Molecule: messenger RNA, 9283 nt
Organism: Ruditapes philippinarum (Manila clam)
Lineage: Eukaryota; Metazoa; Mollusca; Bivalvia; Venerida; Veneridae
Product: protein ELYS-like
Exons: 36
Coding region: 15-7547 (2510 amino acids)
Source: RefSeq, a predicted model, not a curated record